This is a messenger RNA of Symbiodinium necroappetens, 935 nucleotides long. Lineage: Eukaryota; Dinophyceae; Suessiales; Symbiodiniaceae. The record is from the annotation of a GenBank genome assembly.
AUGAGCACAGCUGUCGCCGCCUCUUCCUCCCUCUUUGUAGGGAAGGAAGCAAAGGAGGCACUGUCCGUCGAGUUGUCCAACAAGCUGGCAGAGUGCCUCGAUCCUGACUCCUCCUCCAGAAAGAAGAGGCAGCUCCAGGAGAUCCAGUCCUUCAGGCACUACUUCAGUGCAAAGGACUUGGAGAUCCUUGCAGAUGAGACGAAGACCGACCAGGACAAGUACGACCGAGUCUCGGCCCGGAUGUUCGCAGUGGGCCUGGCCUUCCCGACUGAGGCAAGUUUCGCCAUCAUCUUCCAUGCAGCCAUUGCUGCGGGGAUCAAGGUGGAGAACCCGGCCGAAGGCCUUCGCAAGCUCAACCAGUUCAAGAAGGUCCACCGGAAGAAACGUGAGGCCACGAAGGGCCCCUUCAAGGACUACGUCCAGCGGUUCCCCGACGAUCCGGAGGCACUGCCCGAGGAGCUGAGGGACUCCUACCAGGGAGACCCUCGGCAAAGCCUCUCCGAGAUGGAUGUGCGGGAAGCCUCGGAGAAGCUGACGGGCAUGCGGAAGAGCAAGAAAGAGUGCAGUUCCCAAGGCAGUUCGCAAGGCCUGCUCUCGUUGCAGCCUGCUGCGGCUGCAGACCUGCAGGCGGCCCCAGCCAGCAUGGCGCAAGCGGCUGCACGUGCCCUGGCCGAUGUUCCCGCAAUCGCUGAGGAGAAGAAGGAGGCCGAGGCCGAGAAGACGGAGCCCGACAAAGGCAACCAGAACAUGGUCACCACACCCGAAAAAAGCAUGGCCAGCACAGGGGAGCCUGACCCCAAGAAACCCAAGCUCACGAUGGACUUUUCUCCCGAGCAGAUGGCCUUGAUGGAUGGUUGGAGAAUCGAAACCAGGCGUCGUCCGGAUGGGCACAGUGAUCGGUACUACUACAAGGGAGACCAGAGGUUCAGAACCAG